Molecule: messenger RNA, 996 nt
Organism: Sphenostylis stenocarpa
Lineage: Eukaryota; Viridiplantae; Streptophyta; Magnoliopsida; Fabales; Fabaceae
Source: the annotation of a GenBank genome assembly
AUGGCCACGGAAUUUAGUUCCAUCCCCGUAAUUGAUAUUAGUCCGCUUUUGGCGAAGGUAGAUGAUCCCAAAAUGGUUGAGGACCCUGGUGUACUCGAGGUUGUUAGACAGUUGGACAAGGCUUGUACAGAGGCAGGGUUCUUCUACGUGAAAGGACAUGGUGUUCCUGAGAGUCUCCUCAAAGAAGUCAAAGAUGUAACCCGCAAAUUCUUUGAACUUCCAUAUGAAGAAAAGGCAAAAAUCAAAAUGACUCCGGCUGCUGGAUACAGAGGUUAUGAAAGAAUUGGAGAAAAUAUAACCAAAGGUGUACCUGACAUGCAUGAAGCUAUUGAUUGCUAUCGAGAAGUGACCAAGGGCAUGUAUGGAGAUCUUGGCAAAGUUAUGGAAGGAAGCAACCAGUGGCCACAAAAUCCUCCGACAUUCAAAGUUCUUAUGGAGGAGUAUAUUAGUCUCUGCACAGACCUUGCAAGGAAAAUUAUGCGCGGAAUUGCUUUAGCAUUAGGUGGAUCACCGAAUGAAUUUGAAGGUCAAAGAGCUGGGGAUCCGUUUUGGGUAAUGCGGAUCAUUGGAUACCCAGGUGUAUCAUCUGUAAAUGGAAAACACGCCCUUCAAAAUGACAUUGGAUGUGGAGCACACACCGAUUACGGUUUGUUAACAUUGCUUAACCAAGAUGACGAUAUAAACGCACUUCAGGUGAGAAACCUAUCUGGCGAAUGGAUAUCAGCACCUCCAGUUCCUGGGUCAAUUGUAUGUAACAUUGGUGACAUGCUAAAGAUAUACUCCAACGGGUUGUACGAGUCAACUUUGCAUCGGGUGAUAAACAACAAUUCAAAAUACAGAGUCAGCGUAGUAUACUUUUACGAGACAAACUUCGAUACUGUGGUAGAGCCGUUGGACACACAUAAAACGAGGGCAAAUGGCAACAGGAAGUUCGAAAGACCAGUCUAUGGAGAGCAUUUAGUCAGCAAGGUCCUCACAAAUUUUGUUCUUGAGUAA